Sitodiplosis mosellana (orange wheat blossom midge) is the source of this 3148-nucleotide messenger RNA. It is a transcript of the gene Mad, whose product is annotated as protein mothers against dpp. Gene Ontology annotation, biological process: SMAD protein signal transduction; anatomical structure morphogenesis; cell differentiation. Gene Ontology annotation, molecular function: RNA polymerase II cis-regulatory region sequence-specific DNA binding; I-SMAD binding; DNA-binding transcription factor activity, RNA polymerase II-specific. The record is from RefSeq and is a predicted model, not a curated record. Bases 528 to 1898 code for a protein of 456 amino acids. Gene Ontology annotation, cellular component: heteromeric SMAD protein complex. The transcript is spliced from 3 exons. Lineage: Eukaryota; Metazoa; Arthropoda; Insecta; Diptera; Cecidomyiidae.
GUUUUCUUUGCGUUGCUUCUUCUUCUUCUUCUUUUCCAUUGUGUAAUGAAAAGUUUUGCGAACCUAUUUAUUUUGCGUAGUGUGAUGACGCUGCUACUAUAGCAGCAAUUGUCACACAAAUGGCAAUAGCGUAAAGCGCGCACAAGAAAAGCAACAACAACAGCAAACAAACAAAAAAUAGAACCUCAGUUGCUUUGGCUUUGAGCCGCACAAUACACAUUCAAAUCGAUUAGUUGAUUCGAAAAACUCAAAACUAGUACAUCGCGAACUGUCGACUGUUGCCAACAUAAUUUGAUAGGAGUUCUCUGUCACUCGUCGCUCAUCUGGUUUCCAUUUACGUUCUGUUCGAAAUUCAGUUAUCGUUGUUGUUCGUAAUAAUUGUGUACAGCGUUGUUAUUUUGUGCUUUGUUUUAGUUGUGCCUGCAUUUGAUUUUUUCCGAUUCGUACACACGGCCUUUUGCUCAAGUGUCAGUUACGGUUGUAAUUUGUGUUGUUUCCAAGAGAAUCAUAAAAUUUAGGACGCAACCAUGGAAACCGAAGAUGUUGAAUCUUCGCACAGUACAAUGUCAAGCUUGAAUAGCUUAUUCUCGUUCACCAGUCCGGCCGUGAAAAAGUUGCUUGGAUGGAAACAGGGUGAUGAAGAGGAGAAAUGGGCCGAAAAGGCUGUUGACAGUUUGGUGAAAAAGUUGAAAAAACGCAAGGGUGCAAUUGAAGAUUUGGAACGUGCUUUAUCAUCACCGGGAAUGCCGUCGAAAUGUGUAACAAUCCCUAGAUCGCUGGACGGACGAUUACAGGUCUCACAUCGCAAAGGAUUACCACACGUUAUUUACUGUCGCGUAUGGCGUUGGCCCGAUUUACAAUCUCAUCAUGAACUAAAACCGAUCGAAUCUUGCCAGUUUCCAUUCAGUGCAAAACAAAAAGAAGUCUGCAUCAAUCCGUAUCAUUAUAAGCGUGUUGAGAGUCCGGUGUUGCCACCCGUAUUGGUGCCACGUCAUUCGGAAUUUGCACCGGGCCAUUCGUUGCUCCCAUUUCAACAAGUGAACGAACCGAAUAUGCCACACAAUGUUAGUUAUUCCCAAAUGUCAAAUCAGAAUUUCGUGAAUCAAAAUAGCCCGACGAGUCCGACUAUGUCGUCGGUGUCAUCAGUGAAUUCGAAUCCAAACAGUCCAUAUGGUAUUUCAUUACCGGAAACACCGCCACCCGCCUAUGGCCUAUCGGAUGAUGCAAAUUCCAACAAUGCUGACCAGCCAAUGGACACAACCAAUCCGAAUCCGGGCCAUGUGCAAAUCAGCUAUCAAGAACCACCGUUUUGGGCAUCGAUUGCCUACUAUGAACUCAAUUGCCGCGUUGGCGAAGCGUUCCGUUGCAAUUCACUGUCGGUAAUCAUUGACGGUUUUACAAAUCCCUCAAACAAUUCCGAUCGCUUUUGCUUGGGCCAAUUGAGUAAUGUGAAUCGCAACAGUACAAUUGAGAAUACACGUCGUCACAUUGGCAAGGGAGCGCACGUGUAUUUCGUGCGCGGUGAAGUGUUUGUCGAAUGUCUGUCGGAUUCAGCGAUUUUCGUACAGAGUCGCAUGUGCAAUCAUCAUCACAAUUUCCAUUCAAGCACCGUGUGCAAAAUUCCACCCGGUUGCUCGCUGAAAAUCUUCAACAAUUCGGAAUUUGCAACGUUGCUAUCGCAGGCCGUUAAUCAUGGCUACGAAUCGGUGUUUGAGCUCACCAAAAUGUGCACGAUUCGUAUGAGUUUUGUAAAGGGUUGGGGUGCCGAAUAUCAUCGACAGGAUGUUACUUCAACACCUUGCUGGGUGGAGAUUCAUCUGCACGGACCGUUGCAAUGGCUCGACAAAGUUCUCACACAAAUGGACUCACCGAUCAAUGCAAUCAGCUCGGUGUCCUAAGGAAAAACACACAUACAUCUCACGCUCCAACCCACCACCAGCGGCGUUAAUAAUAUUCGAUUGAGAGAGAGAAUUAGCAGUUAAUUAAAUAUAGACAUGUAAGAGUGUUUCGACGUUGGUUAAACAAUGUCUACGCGCGUCUCUACGUAAAUACGAAUUGUUUGUUGUAUACAACAACAACACGCACUUAUUUGAUUUUUGGCAUUCGACAAAUGUGUAGAAUUUUUUGUUGUUGUUAUUGUUGAAAGAAAGUGGACCAACAAUCACACUAUAUAAAAAAGAGUCCACACUUAGAAUCUUACAAUGGAUUUGCAAGAAACGAAAAAACCCGAAUGAAAAAAAAAAAAAAAUUGUGAAUGUCUUACCUAGUUUUAAGAGCAUGUAUUUUGUGUACUGAACAUGAAUGAAAAGAAGAGGAAAAAAUUAAGGAAUAAUUUAAAAAAUAUGUUUGGCUCUCGUACGUUAGGUAUUUGCAUAUGUUUUGCUUGCACAAAUUCAAAUUUUAUACAAAAAAAAAAUAGUUUAUAUUUUUUUUUCGUUUAAAAAAAUUUAUUUCGUCUCUCCGACGAUUUAUAUUCGGUAGCUAAAUUUUAUUUGCGAACUUCGGCAGGAGACUUCAUUUUUUUUUCUCGAUGAGUUCAACAAUAUUUUUUUUUUUUUCAAAUUAUUUUUGUGAAUUGGUUUUUGAAAUCCGUUGACUAAUUUAGCAAUUUAUUUUAUCUAAAUGAUACCAAUUAGCCCAAGAGCCUAAACAAAUGGAAGAACAUUGGGCACACCUGGUUUUAUUUUAAGGAAAUUUGAGAUUAAAAACAGACGAAAAAAAAUGAAAAGAAAAAAUGGAUUUUUUUCUUCGAUAAAACAAAAAAAAAAGGCAGAGAUAUAGAGAUAUUUAGUCAAAGAUGCACCACCCAAUGUAUACAAAACGAUCUCGGCAAAGCAAACUCAUUAAAUAAUCAUAUAACGAAUAGGAGAAGAAAACAAAAACAAAAACCAUCUCAAGUUGAUGUGCGCCAUAUUAAAUGAAAUUUGUCUGUUUAAUUCGUUUCUUCAAAGAAAAAUGAUACUAUAUCUAUAAAAUAAAUAAUAAUCUAAAGAUGACGAGAGAAAGAGAGAAAAAUUGAAAAAUAUUAACAUUAGAAAUUGUGCCGAUUACAUUUACAAUUGAAGUGUCUGUUGAAAAUUGUAGCUUUGUUUUUUUUUCCGCUAUGGAAAUGAAUAAAUUUUCUAUAUUUUACGCUAAGAAGACAAAA